AUGGUAUUGAAAAAUCUCGUACGGUAUAUUAUCAACAAAUAUCUGAAAGAUUAUAUCGAAGAAUUAGAUUACGAAAAGCUGAAACUCGAUUUAAGAAAUGGACAUGUCUGUUUGGAGAAACUUCAUUUAAAACCUGAAGCACUUGUUGAUCUGAGUCUUCCGGUCACAGUAGCUGUUGGAUACAUUGAAAAAUUAGCAUUAAUCAUUCCAUGGAAGAAUCUUUAUCAUCAUCCAACGAAAGUAUCCAUCGAUGGACUCUACAUGUUAGUUGUGCCAAAAAAUGAAGUCCGUCGUGAUUUUACAGGGUAUUACGAUGACAAAAUGCGACGUGUUCAACGAAAAGUUGAUAAUCUACGAAAAGCAGGAUUAAAUAACAAAAAGCUCGAUGAAAAAGAAACGACAUUUCUCGAACGAAUGCGCUUACAAAUUAUGCAAAAUCUUCACAUUUCUAUCGACAAUUUACACAUUAGUUAUGAAACCAUCUCUACAACUAAAUUAGGGCAUCCAUUUUCCUUUGGUCUGACUAUUGACUAUCUGGAAAUGAUCACAGCAACAAAUCAUCGACUUAUGGGAAGAAAUAAAGAAAAUUCAACGGUUAUCUUCAAAUUGAAAGAAAUGCGUGCUCUUUCACUGUACUGGAAUACACAAUGUCGAUCAAGGAUUGAUAUGUUAUUCGAUGAUGUUGUGAAAGAUUUGAAAUCUAAAAUCGCCACGACUGGUUAUAUUCCAACAGAUCGAGAAAUGAAUUACAUUCUUUAUCCGGUUAAUCCUGUAAUUGAUUUAACGAUCAUUUUGCAACCUGGAGAGUUUAAUUUCGAACGUCCAACAUAUGAUCUUGACAUCCAGAUCGAACGACUGGAUCUCAACAUUGAUCCCAAACAGUUUUCCGAUUUGCUCGAUUUCAUUAAAUUUCAAAAUUAUAGUAAACUUUAUGAUCGUUGUCGAGAAUACCGUGAACUGCAAAUACAUCAGAUCAUUGAUAAACAACCUUUGUCAUCCGAACAAAAAAUUCGUCUUCAAUAUUUGGAAACGAAAUUGGAUGUAUUCAAUCUUGCUUAUAUUCGCUAUUUGGUUGAAUUAGAAUCAUAUCCAAAUCUUCCAAUCAAACAUCACAGUCAUCAUCAUCGACUGAUUCAUCGUCAUCAUCAUCAUCCAAGAGCGACUCGAAUGACAACUGCAUCAGUUUCUCCAACAAGUCAUCCGAAAUGGUGGAAUUCUUGGUGGAAAACAAAAAGUCAUGUGAAAGAAGAACGUCGAAGAUCAUCUGCAUCUGACUCGAUCGCUAACAAUGGUGAUUUGCCCUCUGAAGAUUCUCCGAACAUCGAUGUUAAAGUAAAAGUUCGUCAUUUAACUUUGAAUUUAUCAUAUCCACAGAGAGACAAUCGAGUUACAUUAACAGACAAAGACAUACUUUGCCCAAUUGAAAUCACUAAUACUCAAAUUGACUUCAAACGACAAGCAGUGUCGUCAAACAUAUUAUUCAUUAUCGAUUUACAAUCAUUAUCUUUAUUCGGUAUGCAAGCUGCUGGUGAUCAACGACCACUACUAGUAACAACGAUUUCCAAAUCAUCGCUUCCAUUAAUUCAUAGUGAAUUGGAAUUAUCUCCAAUGGACAAAAAGUCCGAUUAUCGUCUACAUUUGGUUAUCGAACCGCUCAGAAUCACCUACGAUGCUUCAACGAUUAAUCAUAUUGUACAAUGUUUCGAGACCAAUGUUGAUGAUGUUUGGUCUGCAGUGGCACAAAUCAAGGAGAGAACAAUCGAGGAAAUGGAACAAGAUCUUCGUCACGAGAAGAUUUUUGAUAUGACACUUCAUUUACAAGGAAUUUCAUUAAUUCUACCUCGAUAUGAUGCGAAUUCCUCUUCUAGAAUUAAUAUUGAUUUCGGCAGUUUAAUAUUGCGAUCAUGUUUGGAUGAUCAUCGCGACGAUUUCGUAACUCAGGUACAACCUUGCUUACCAUUAUCAAUAACAUUUCUUUCAUUUUGUACCAAGGAGUCAAUACAACGAUAUUAUACAAGAUAUAAUUUAAAACUACACGAUCUUCAGAUCGUCUACUCUUCAUCAGAUAAACAGCAGACACGUCUACUAAGGCGGUUACCAAUACUCGAUACCGACUUUUACAAAUGUGUUUGUCCGAACGAUGCAAAGUUAUUAGAUUGGCGUAUUGUCGUGAAUAUUACACGUAUGAAUACGAUUGAAUUGUCGCCGAUAACUUUAACAGAACUAAUUCAACAUUUAAAAUCUGUACCACUGCUUUAUUCAAAUCUGAUAGAAACUCUUCAUCGAGUGAAUCUCUAUUUUACCAUUUUCCCACCACACACCACUGUCGAUGUGAAGUUUAUGGUUCGGAAAUGUUCUCUUCUUCUGACUAAUUUCUACACAUCAAUAAGCACAGAUAUUGAUGGUCAUAUAUUGAAAACAAGAAAGAAGAAAGAUAUGAAACUUUUGCUGAAUAAUUUAGUCAUGCUACAUCGCAAUCAAUCAUCGAUAUCAUGCGUAAUCUAUCGAAAGCAAUCAAUUGAAUUAAUUUAUACGAAGGAUUUGACGGAUAAUCUGUGA
Molecule: messenger RNA, 2559 nt
Organism: Adineta ricciae
Lineage: Eukaryota; Metazoa; Rotifera; Eurotatoria; Adinetida; Adinetidae
Source: the annotation of a GenBank genome assembly